Molecule: messenger RNA, 2893 nt
Organism: Polistes canadensis
Lineage: Eukaryota; Metazoa; Arthropoda; Insecta; Hymenoptera; Vespidae
Gene: TM9SF4
Product: transmembrane 9 superfamily member 4
Exons: 10
Coding region: 166-2052 (628 amino acids)
Biological process (GO): protein localization to membrane
Cellular component (GO): membrane
Source: RefSeq, a predicted model, not a curated record
AAAAACAUUUCUCAUCGUUGCCUUACUUAUCAGAUGUUUCGUGAAGAACUUCAGUAUAAGUAAAUAUCAUUUUUGACGUGAAAGUGAAUAGUGUGAGUGGUUAACAGCAAGUUCCAAAUUUGUUGAGUGGCGUGACGCACUUUUGAUAAAUAUAAAGUUAUAGGAAUGGGAAGAAUAAAAAAGAAUGUUUCUAUUCUUGUGAUAAUAUCUUUUUUAAUCGAAACAAAUGGCUUUUAUGUACCGGGUGUUGCACCAGUUGAAUUUAAGAAUGGGCAAAAAAUUGAUGUUAAAGCAGUUAAAAUGACAAGUACUCAUACACAAUUACCAUAUGAGUAUUAUUCGCUCAAGUUUUGUAGACCAAAGAAUGGAACAUUUAUUUAUAAAUCUGAAAAUUUGGGAGAAGUGUUACGUGGUGAUAGAAUUGUAAAUACACCAUAUGAAGUUAUGAUGAAACAAGAUAUAAACUGUAGGUUUUUAUGUCAUGGACCAAACAAUCCAAUGACAUGGAACGAUGAAGAAUCUCAAUGUGCAAUAGAACGUAUUCAGCACGAUUACUCAGUGCAUCUAUUAAUAGAUAAUUUGCCAGCUGCUACCAAGAAAUUUGUUAAAGGAACUAAUGGAGAAGUAGUUUAUCAUGGAUAUAGAUUAGGAGGUGUUAUAGGUGAUCAAGUUUAUAUUAAUAAUCAUUUGACAUUAAAAUUAGGAUACCAUGAACAUGGAGAAAAUCAAUUUAGAGUAGUAGAAUUUGAAGUGGAAGCUCGAUCAGUAGAUAUAAGUAAAUUGAAUUAUGAUGGAAACAAGUGUAUAUUACCAUCUCAAACAAGUCCUCAGUUUAUUAAUCCUAAAGGUACUAGACUGCUAUUCUUAUAUUCCGUGAAGUGGAAAAAAUCAGAUGUGAGUUGGGCAAGCAGAUGGGACACAUAUCUAGGAAUGAAUGAUGUUAAAAUUCAUUGGUUUUCUAUUAUAAAUUCACUCAUUGUAGUUUUUUUUCUAUAUGGUAUUUUUAUUACGAUCAUGGUAAGGACUCUUAAAAGAGAUAUAGCUCGUUAUAAUGCAGGUGAUAAUGAUAGUCUAGCUGGCUUAGACGAAAGCAUUGAAGAAACUGGUUGGAAAUUAGUUCAUGGAGAUGUUUUUAGACCACCUCCUAAUUCACGUUUGUUUGCUGCUGUAAUAGGCAAUGGCAUUCAAAUAUUUUUUAUGGCACUUAUUACAAUAUUUUUUGCCAUGCUUGGAAUGCUUUCACCAGCAAGUAGAGGAGCAUUAGGAACUUGUGCUAUAUUUUUAUUUGUAUUCUCUGGAUCAAUUGCUGGAUAUUUUUCUGCACGUUUGUAUAAAACUAUGCGAGGACGAGAAUGGAGAAAAGCUGCGUUAUUGACAGCAACACUUUAUCCUGGUAUAGUAUUUACUACAUGUUUUUUUCUAAACUUCUUCAUAUGGGGAAAACACAGUUCAGGAGCAGUUCCAUUUACCACUAUGUUAGCAUUGCUUUGCCUAUGGUUUGGCAUUUCACUUCCCUUAGUAUAUCUUGGAUAUUUCUUUGGUUAUCGUAAACAUCCGUUUACACAUCCUGUUAGAACAAACCAAAUUCCUAGACAAAUUCCAGAUCAGUUAUGGUAUAUGAAUCCAAUAUUUUGUACAUUGAUGGCUGGCAUACUACCAUUUGGUGUUGUCUUCAUAGAAUUGUUUUUUAUUUUGACAGCACUAUGGGAAAAUCAAUUUUAUUAUCUUUUUGGAUUUUUAUUUUUAGUAUUUUGUAUUCUUGUCAUUUCUUGCUCUCAAAUAUCUGUAGUUAUGGUGUAUUUGCAACUAUGUGCAGAAGAUUACAGAUGGUGGUGGAGAAGUUUUAUAGUUAGUGGAGGAUCAGCUGUAUAUAUGUUAGCAUAUUCAAUUUUUUACUUUAUGACCAAAUUAGAAAUAACAGAAUUGGUUCCAACGCUGAUGUAUUUUGCAUAUACAGCAUUAAUGGUGCUUACAUUUUGGUUGUUAACUGGUACAAUUGGCUUCUUUGCUGCAUAUGCUUUCAUUCGCAAAAUAUAUGCAGCAGUUAAAUAGACUAGUCAUAGUUGUCAUAAAUGAACUCAGUGAAUGAUGUGCGAAUGUAACCUUAUCUAUUAGUUUAUGGUGAGUGUUAGAAUAUUUUUUAAUUGUGAGAUUAAGAUGAAAGCAGUGUGUGUACUUGUUAAAUUAUUAAACAAAAUAAGAGUUUUAAUAAAAUCUACAAAUACAUAUUAUGUACGUAUGUAUGUAUACAGACGUAAUCAUACAUAUAACACAAUAUUUACAUACAUAAUACAAAAUACUAGUAAUAAAUUAUAAAAAAUUAUAAAUAGUUUAAAUAACAUGCAUUGUAUGUAUAUGAAUCCAUAAUAUUAUUUUCAGUGUAGAAAUGAACAAAUUUUUUCAUGCAUCACAAAAUUAUUAUAGAAGUAUUAUGUUUCCGUUGUGAAUCUGAAUUGUUGAUAAUUAUUAUACCUUUUAGUCCUUGUUUUUUAAUAUGGUAGAAGUACUUGGAAUGCAAGCAGAUAGAUUAUUAUUUGUCUAUUUUAAAUUAUGAAGAUUAAAAAAAAUGAAUUGGUUAUUAUUUAUUAUAAUGUAAAUUGGAUAAAUAUGAUUUGUUUUUUUAAUAGUAAUUUUAUAAACGCUGUGUAUAUUUUUAAUAUUGGCAUAGCAAACAAUUUCAAUUAUUAUUUUACAUUAAUGUAAUUUAUAUAAUGAUCUUCUUUAUUACAAUUAUAUACAUUUUUAUUCACAAUAUAGUUGUUACAUUUUAUAAAUGUGACUUUAUACAUUUAAUAAUGUUUUGUAUUAUGAUAUAAAUAAUGUAAAUAACAUAUCUGCUCAUGACAUGUAUUCAUUUAUAAUGUCUUUUUAAUACUAUUAGUGAUAUUCAUAU